AUGGACGCCUCCUCCCUCCGCAUCUCCAAGUUCGAUGGAACUAACUUCCACGCCUGGAAGUUCAAGAUACAGAUGGUGCUGGAGGAACGGGACCUAUGGGAGGUCGUCAGCGGUGAGAUCAAGGCGGAACAGUGCGAGACUCAGUUGGACCAAGCGACGUACAAGAGGAAGUCAAGAAAGGCGAUGGCAGUGAUCUGUCUAGCCAUGGAAGAUUCCCAGCUACCGUCGGUCCGGUCGGCAAGUGGUGCAUGCGACGCAUGGUCAAGGUUGGAAGACCACUUCGAGAAGAAGAGUCUUGCCAACAAGCUGUUCUUGCGCCGUCGCUUCUUCACGACAAUGAUGGAAGAAGGCGACGAUGUACUCGAACACAUCAACAAGCUCAAGACGCUGGCGGAACAGCUAGAAGCGGUGGGGGCUCCAGUCUGCGAGGACGAUCUGGUGAUCACACUUCUCGGCAGCCUGAGUGACUCGUAUCAAUUCUUGAUCACAGCUUUGGAGUCGCGCUCAGACACUCUUAGCUGGGAGCUCGUGACGUCUCGACUGCUUCAUGAAGAAAUGAAGCGGAGGGAGCAAGGAAGUAAAGGUGAUGAAGCUUCGCAAGGUCAAGCGUUCAUCACAAGGGACAAUCAGCGCAAAGGGCGACCAGUGAAGAAGUCCUGGCCGUGCCACAAUUGCGGAAAGAUUGGUCACUGGAUGGCGGAGUGCCCCUCGCGCAUCCAAAAAAACACGGAGAGACACCGGCCACAGCGUGCUCAAGACAGCGGCGACCGCUAUCGAUCACAACGUGCAAACGUCGCUCAAGAAGAAGACUCGGGCGACUACCUCUUUUCGAUCGGUGAAACGACAUCUGCGAAAUCGAGCGACAUCUGGCUGGUCGACUCCGGGGCGACGCAGCACAUGACGUGCUCCAAGAAGUUCAUGCGGAACUACAAGGGGUUUGACGCUGUGGAUGUCCAUCUCGCGGAUGAUGGAAUCGUCCAAGCAAUCGGCAGUGGGGACAUUGUCAUGUCGAUGAAGACACCCCAAGGGAUGAAGAAAGGUGUGCUCACAAACGUGUGGCACAUCCCAAAGUUAUCCAGAAACCUGUUCUCGGUCGGCCGCUUCACCAAGGAUGUCGGCCCAGUGACGUUCACGAAGGAUGGGUGCUAUGGAGGAAGCGAAAGGGACCAAGUGGAAAAUUGGUGCCCGUGA
Molecule: messenger RNA, 1191 nt
Organism: Peronospora matthiolae
Lineage: Eukaryota; Oomycota; Peronosporomycetes; Peronosporales; Peronosporaceae
Source: the annotation of a GenBank genome assembly